Penicillium subrubescens is the source of this 306-nucleotide messenger RNA. Its product is annotated as signal peptidase complex subunit 1. The record is from RefSeq and is a predicted model, not a curated record. Gene Ontology annotation, cellular component: endoplasmic reticulum membrane; signal peptidase complex. The transcript has 3 exons. NCBI's taxonomy places the organism in Eukaryota, Fungi, Ascomycota, Eurotiomycetes, Eurotiales, Aspergillaceae. Bases 1 to 306 code for a protein of 101 amino acids. Gene Ontology annotation, biological process: protein targeting to ER.
AUGGAUAACAUCCUUGCUCCAUUGCAAGAUGCCUUUGAAGGCCAGAUUGACUUCCACGGUCAACGUCUAGCCGAACUCCUCAGUACAGUACUCCUCAUUAUCUCCGGCGCCCUCAGUUUCCUCAUCGGCUACAUCUACAAAGACAUCCAUCUCACGCUAUGGACCGGACUAGGCGGGACAUUGUUCACGGCGCUGGUUGUUGUUCCGCCUUGGCCGAUUUAUAAUCGGAAUCCGGAGGUUUGGUUUGGGGGGAAAGCAAAGGUGGGCGGGGUUGGGGUUGUUGUUGAUGGGGUGAAGGUUGCUUGA